Messenger RNA from Rotaria socialis, 1182 nucleotides. NCBI's taxonomy places the organism in Eukaryota, Metazoa, Rotifera, Eurotatoria, Philodinida, Philodinidae. The record is from the annotation of a GenBank genome assembly.
AUGGCAUCCUUGAUUGUGCAUGCAAGUGUUUCAUUGAUCUUACAUAUUUUAUUAAUAGUCUAUGGAGAUUUUCAUGAUAAACAGUUUGCUGACGAUGGGCCUUUAUAUACGGAUGUUGACUAUCGUGUUGUAACCGAUGCUGCGAAAUAUGUUUUACAAAAUGAAAGUCCAUAUCGGCGAACAACGUAUCGCUAUACACCAAUACUUGCUUAUUUAGUAACACCGAAUUUAUUUCUUCAUGAGUAUUGGGGAAAACUUCUAUUUUCCAUUUGUAAUGUCUUUGUGGGUUUAUUAAUUGGAUGGAUUUUACCAAUAAAUCAGCAAAAAUAUGCAUUACUUUGGUUUUACAAUCCUAUGUCUGCUGUUCUAGCUACGCGUGGAAGUUACGAAUCAAUGGUCGCUGCUCUUGUACUUGCAAUGCUCUACAAUGCUAAACAAUCUAAUGAACGAACUUGGAUUACAGGAAUUCUGCUCGCAUUAGCAACUCAUUUUAAAAUCUAUCCAGUAAUCUAUUCGCUUGCACUCUACUUCCAUGUUGAUGGUAAAUUGUCAUUACAUCCAACAUAUCGUCGUUUUCAACUUGUUUUUUCUUUUCUACUAACAACAUUGAUGUUUAAUGGUAUUUUCUAUUAUUGUUAUGGUUAUACAUAUUUACAUGAAACAUAUUUAUAUCAUAUAACACGUCGUGAUGCUCGACAUAAUUUUUCACCGUAUUUUUAUUUAACAUAUUUAAGACCAGAUAAUUCUCUUCUUCCAUUUGUUACAUUUAUUCCACAAAUAUUCAAUACAUUAGUAUUUUCCUGUCGUCUCUACGAUAGACUUGAACUUUGUCUAUUUGCAUUAACAUUUUCAUUUGUUACAUUUAAUAAAGUCACAACAUCGCAAUAUUUUCUUUGGUAUCUCAUUUUCAUACCAAUUCUAUUACCGAAUAUUUAUUUGACAUGGAAAAAAUUAUUUCUAUUGCUUGUGGCUUGGUUAGCAGCACAAGGUUGGUGGUUGUAUCAUGCGUAUCAAUUAGAAUUUCAAGGAAAAAAUACAUUUGCUCAAAUUUGGUUAGCAUCGAUUGUAUUCGGCUUUGUUAAUGUUAUCAUACUGUGUGCAAUUAUUUAUAAUUAUCGUCAGAUAGUAGUAUCUGUACCAACUCCAGCGGAAAAAUCGGCAUCUGAAAAAAAGAACGAUUAA